AUGAGCUUUCAACAGGGUGUAUUGUCGAGGUGUACCAGUGUUCUUAGACACCGCGUAGGACAUUCUCGCCAUAUCAAUAAUAUUCUUUAUAGACAUGCCAUCACGUUUGCAUCCAUCGCUCCACGAAUACCAAAGUCCAGUUUCCAUACUUCCGCGAUCAGGAACAACGAGGCAUUCAAGGAUCCGUACGACAUAUUGGGCUUGAAGAAAUCUGCUACAGGUGCGGAAAUCAAAAAAGCGUACUACAAACUGGCAAAGAAGUACCACCCGGAUAUCAACAAGGAACCAGACGCUGAGAAGAAAUUCCACGAUUUGCAAAACGCUUAUGAAAUUCUGUCGGAUGAGACCAAGAGGCAACAGUACGACCAAUUUGGACCUGCUGCCUUUGGAGGCGGCGGUGCCGCCGGAGGUCCCGGUGGUGGAGGUUCUCCCUUUGGUUCGCAAUUUCAUGACUUUUCAGGAUUCACUAAUGCAGGCGGCUCACCAUUUGGCGGCAUCAAUUUUGAAGAUUUGUUUGGGGCUGCGUUUGGUGGUGGUGGCCGUAGCGGCGGUGGCGCCACUAGGUCGUCAUCGAUGUUUAGGCAGUAUAGGGGCGAGCCGAUCGAGAUUAUCCACAAAGUAUCGUUCAAGGACGCAGUGUUUGGGUCCAAGAACGUUCAGUUGAGGUUCUCCGCGCUGGACCCUUGUAGUACCUGUUCAGGGACGGGUAUGAAACCAAAUACGCACAAGGUCAAUUGUAGCACCUGUCACGGAACGGGAACUACGGUCCACAUUAGGGGCGGAUUCCAGAUGAUGUCGACGUGUCCCACAUGUAACGGUGAAGGUACCAUGAAGCGCCCUCAGGACAAUUGUACCAAGUGCCAUGGUGAAGGGGUCCAAGUCAACAGGGCAAAGACAAUUACCGUGGACUUACCACAUGGACUACAGGAUGGCGAUGUGGUCAGGAUUCCUGGCCAGGGCUCAUACCCUGACAUCGCCGUAGAGGCGGACUUGAAAGAUUCAGUCAAAUUGUCAAGAGGUGACAUUCUCGUGAGAAUUCGUGUCGACAAGGAUCCCAACUUUUCCAUAAAAAAUAAGUACGAUAUAUGGUACGACAAGGAAAUUCCCAUAACCACAGCCGCACUUGGUGGUACUGUCACUAUCCCCACCGUGGAGGGACAGAAGAUUAGAAUAAAGGUGGCUCCGGGGACCCAAUACAAUCAAGUGAUAUCCAUCCCUAACAUGGGUGUUCCUAAAACAUCGACCAUUCGCGGUGAUAUGAAAGUUCAGUACAAGAUCGUUGUUAAGAAACCACAAUCACUGGCAGAAAAAUGCUUGUGGGAGGCAUUGGCAGAUGUCACCAACGAUGAUAUGGCCAAGAAAACCAUGCAACCAGGCACGGCGGCGGGUACAGCCAUCAACGAAGAGAUGCUGAAGAAACAAAAGCAAGAGGAGGAGAAACACGCGAAAAAGGAUGACGACAACACUUUGAAAAGACUAGAAAAUUUCAUUACCAACACAUUCAGGAAGAUCAAAGGUGACAAAAAAAACUGA
Molecule: messenger RNA, 1533 nt
Organism: Saccharomyces paradoxus
Lineage: Eukaryota; Fungi; Ascomycota; Saccharomycetes; Saccharomycetales; Saccharomycetaceae
Gene: MDJ1
Product: Mdj1p
Exons: 1
Coding region: 1-1533 (510 amino acids)
Biological process (GO): protein refolding; response to heat
Cellular component (GO): cytoplasm
Molecular function (GO): heat shock protein binding; ATP binding
Source: RefSeq, a predicted model, not a curated record